Messenger RNA from Gossypium arboreum, 682 nucleotides. Its product is annotated as transcription repressor OFP12-like. The record is from RefSeq and is a predicted model, not a curated record. Gene Ontology annotation, biological process: negative regulation of DNA-templated transcription. Lineage: Eukaryota; Viridiplantae; Streptophyta; Magnoliopsida; Malvales; Malvaceae. The transcript has a single exon. The coding region runs from base 49 to 567 and encodes 172 amino acids.
AAUUAUAACCAUCCCUUUCAAAUCUCUGGCUGAUUCUUCACACGAAAAAUGCGGAACAUAUUCUUGAAAAAAAUUCAUAUCUGCUUCACAAAGCAGAAAUCAGAGCCUCAGUCUCCGAUCAGACCACCAUCACCUACUAAACAAGACAUCGCCAUUUCACCAAACUUCAUUGAUACCGGAAACUACUCGGAAUCCGACGCCGAUUUGCAGCCUGAUUUGGCCGCAGCAUUCGCUUCCCAACGAUUUUUCUUCUCUUCUCCAGGCCGUUCCAACUCCAUCAUCGAGUCACUUAAGACGACACCACCACCGCCACCAGCAUUGUUGGAUGGUACGGUUGCGAUCAAGAAAUACUCGCGGGAUCCAUACAAAGAUUUCACGUUUUCGAUGAGAGAAAUGAUCAAAGCAAGAAAUAUAAGUGACGUAAAGAAAGAUUGGGAGUUCCUCCAUGAACUUCUCAUUUGUUACCUUAGUUUAAACCCUAAAAAUACCCAUGACAUUAUCAUUAGAGUUUUUGCUGAUAUUGUUGUUCGCUUACUUUCAUCAUCUUUGUCUAACCCUAGAAUCUGAAAGCCGCCGCCAUUGCUGAUACUCUCUUUUCUCUUUCAAGUUUUUGGCAAAAAAAUGGUACCAUUGGUUGUUGUUUUUACUUUUAGGAUUUAUUUUCUUGGGAAUUAACAUAUUU